GAGUCGCAAUCCCGGCCGCAACGACCCAGCAAAGGACCCGCUCCCCUCACCCGAGGCUUCGGCACCAGCACCGAGUUCGUCAGGCGGCGGGAUGUCUGUGGUUGGCAUUGACCUCGGCUUCCUCAACUGCUACAUCGCCGUAGCAAGGAGUGGCGGCAUCGAGACCAUCGCCAACGAGUACAGCGACCGCUGUACACCCAAGUCUUAUUGCCAACAGAUUGUCACAAAUGUAAGAAAUACCAUUCAUGGAUUCAAAAAGCUUCAUGGGCGGUCAUUUGAUGACCCCAUUGUGCAAACUGAAAGGAUCAAGCUUCCCUACGAACUACAGAAGAUGCCUAAUGGAAGUGCAGGAAUUAAGGUGCGAUACCUAGAGGAAGAAAGACCUUUUGCAAUUGAGCAAGUUACAGGAAUGCUGUUGGCUAAGCUGAAAGAGACUUCAGAAAAUGCUUUAAAGAAGCCAGUGGCCGACUGUGUGAUUUCAAUCCCUAGCUUUUUCACUGAUACUGAAAGAAGAUCUGUGAUGGCUGCGGCCCAGGUUGCAGGCUUAAAUUGUUUAAGGCUGAUGAAUGAAACGACUGCAGUUGCACUAGCCUAUGGAAUUUAUAAACAAGAUCUUCCCUCUUUAGAUGAGAAACCAAGAAAUGUAGUAUUUAUUGAUAUGGGACAUUCUGCCUACCAGGUCUCAAUUUGUGCUUUUAACAAAGGAAAACUUAAGUCUGGAAGCUCCUCUGAAGCUUUUUACCAGCAUGACCAUGACCUUGCUGGCUUGCAACGUGAAGAUAUAAGUAGUAUAGAAAUUGUAGGAGGAGCAACACGAAUUCCUGCAGUGAAAGAACAAAUCACUAAAUUUUUUCAUAAAGACAUAAGUACCACAUUAAAUGCUGAUGAAGCUGUUGCAAGAGGAUGUGCAUUACAGUGUGCAAUUCUUUCACCAGCAUUUAAAGUGCGUGAAUUUUCCAUAACUGACCUUAGUCCUUACUCAAUCACACUGAGGUGGAAGACCUCUUUUGAAGAUGGAACUGGGGAAUGUGAAGUAUUCACUAAGAAUCAUCCUGCCCCAUUCUCAAAAGUCAUCACUUUCCACAAGAAGGAACCAUUUGAACUAGAAGCAUUUUAUACCAAUUCACAUGAAGUGCCUUAUCCUGAUCCAAGAAUUGGGAGCUUCACUAUUCAGAAUGUUUUUCCACAGUCUGAUGGUGAUAGUUCCAAAGUGAAGGUCAAAGUUCGCAUUAAUAUCCAUGGAAUCUUCAGUGUGGCUAGUGCAUCAGUAAUUGAAAAACAAAACGUAGAAGGUGAUCACAGUGAUAGUCCAAUGGAGACAGAAGCUUCAUUUAAGAAUGAAUCCAAAGAUGAUGUGGAUAAAAUGCAGGUUGACCAAGAAGAAGGAGGUCAUCCAAAAUGUCAUGCUGAACACACUCCAGAAGAAGAAAUUGACCAGACAGGCGCCAAAGCAAAGUCAACUUCCUCAGAAAAACAAGAAAGAUUAAACCAGAACAUUAAAAAAGGAAAAGUUAAGAGUAUUGAUCUACCCAUCCAGAGUAGCUUAUUUAGACAACUGGGCCAAGAGCUUCUCAAUAGCUACAUUGAAAAUGAGGACUUGAACAAAAUCUCUGGAAUAUUGGAAGACACAGAAAAUUGGCUUUAUGAAGAAGGAGAGGACCAAUCAAAACAAGUUUAUGUGGAUAAGUUACAAGAACUAAAGAAAUACGGCCAGCCUAUUCAAAUGCGGUACAUGGAGCAUGAAGAGAGACCAAAAGCUUUAAAUGACUUGGGGAAAAAGGUCCAGCUUGUUAUGAAAGUGAUUGAAGCAUACAGAAACAAGGAUGAAAAAUAUGAUCAUGUGGAUCCUGCUGAAAUGGAAAAAGUUGAGAAAUAUAUCAGUGAAGCCAUGAAUUGGCUGAACAGUAAGAUGAAUGCACAGAACAAACUAAGUCUCACUCAAGAUCCUGUUGUGAAAGUUUCAGAAAUAGUUGCAAAGUCAAAGGAACUGGAUAAUUUCUGUAACCCAAUCAUUUACAAACCCAAACCAAAAGUAGAGGCUGCUGAAGACAAAGCAAAAGCUAAUAGUGAACACAAUGGACCAAUGGAUGCACCGAGUGGGACGGAAACGAAACCAGACCUAACAAAAGAGAGCUCCCAGCAUACUAAAGCUUCCGGAGAGAUGGAAGUGGACUAAGUCUGACUUUCCUUCAUGGAAUGCAAACCGUGCAAGAAUCCGCAGGGUCCAUUCUCUUACAUCUGAUACACACAACAGAUGCGCAGUUGUUCGUAACCACUGUUUGUCACUGGUUUUUUGUAGUAGUUUUGAAAAGUGUUUUAUUUUGAAUGCACCUCUGUAGUUGGCAACAAUCUACCUUAUUUAAAGCUUCUACUUGGAUAACCCUCAGCUCCUUAUAUAGGAAAGAAUACUGCAUUGCACUAGUGUUGCAGAGCAUAGAUUUUACUUCCAUUAUUAUUGGGUGGGGUGUGUGAAUUGUGUGUGGUUUAAAGCCACUGAGGCACUGACCUUUUUCUAGUUACUGUAUUGUUAUAAUUUAAAUAUUAAAUAAGAGGUUCGCCGACAAGUUAGUCCAUCUCAUUGAUGUAUCAUGAGAACUCCAAAGCUGUAUUGUCAUCAUACAAAUGAAUUCAAACACCUGUUGAAAGGGAAACACAGUUUUAUGUAAGGUGACACCAGCAGGGUGCUUCUUUUAUUAGUGACAUGGUUUGACAGUCUUUGGGUUGGUUGUUGGUUGGUUGGUUGAUUGUUUUCCCACCUAAAUCUUCUCUUUUGAUCUACUUGUCCAGAAUACCAGCUGCUGCUAAAUUAAUGCUAACCCAAACAUAUAGAAGCAUUUUUUGUAAUAAUUACCUUCAUGUUAAAGGGACAAUGCUGUUGACCUACUCCGUCUGUGAUGUUGAUAGCCUUGUUUUGACUUCGUGGUUGUUUGGGUUUCCUUAGUUGGUUUUGUUAAUUAGUAACACGUUUAGGGAGAAAUGGCACAGUGUAUUGCAUUUAUCACUGAUUUAUUUAAUGUUAAGAUAUAAACACUAUAAAUAAGUGAUCAUACUUGAAAAAGGAACACUUAUACAAUAAAUCUUAAGAAAUAAUGCUUGUAAUAAACUUAACUAUGUUAUAUAUCAACAGGCAAAAGAGAAUGUUAUUUAGUGUCAUAUAAUAUGAUGUGAUUAAAUUAUAGUUCCUUCUGUUAUAUUAACUGUUGAAAACUUGGCUCCAGUUUUGGUGCUUCUUAUCUGAAUUAUAGGGGAGAGGGACUGUAUAAUUAAGGACUGAAUCCGUGCUUCACCACACUUGUCCCAUGGUUCAGCUCUGUACUGAGACUCGAAACUACUUAAAUAUUGAAACAGACUUGAUACAGGGUUUCAAGCUACAAGAGAGAAACCUAGACAAGUGUGUAGGCACUUGUAUGCUUAAUGUCAGUCAUCUAGAUUGACCUUGGUUAAAAAUUGACAGGUUUAUGUUUUCCAAAGCUAAAUCCUUAUAUUAAGAGAGAUUAAUAUUGACUUUUCUUUAGUAAACAUUGAGAGUAUUAUAUCGUUAGGGAUGGUCAUUAUUUCUAACAACUAGUUCUCUAAGAGAGAUUUUGUGUCUACAAUGUAGUCUGCACUGAAAAGAGAGUCUGGAAUAAUGUUUUUGCAGGGAUUGGUAUUCAUCCUUUGGGGGAGAAAUGUCCCUUUUAUGCAUUAAAAAAUAAUAUUUUUUAAUGUCUUCUAGUCUUUAAACUGUUCUUCUAUUAGUACUCUUACAAUGAAAUAGUUAUGUCCUGGUGAGAUUUUUUUUUUCUUUUAAAGCAUAUGCCAGUUACCUUUCAUUUGUAUGUUGGGUGUAUAGAUUCAUUAUAAGACAAGCAUGGCUUUAUGAAAAAGCAUAUAUUAACAUACAAUGAACAUGUAGGGAAUUUAUAGCUUUAUCUUAAAUUAACAAGAAAAUCUGUAUUGACUGUUUAGAACUAGCCUCAAAAGCUGCUUGGGGAUAAAUUAGGCAAUAGCCCUUUCUAAAUCUGAAGUGACUAAUAUAACCUGGCCCCUUCCACUCCUGCUCUCUCAAGUCAUUUUGUAUAGUGUUUAACUUUAUUCAGCUGUAUACCGUUCCAAUUCUUGAAAUUUGAAACACUUUGUUUAAUAAGUUAAAUACAUCCAAAACCAAUAUACAUACAUUGCGAUCCAUGUAUUAAAGCAGUGUUUCCCAAAGUAGGCAAUAAGGAGGGCUGCAGAAGCAGGUGUUACCUACAUUUUAUGCUGAACUGUGGGUUACAGGGCAAAGCUGUGAGUCGCCAGGGGUGCUGAGUCCUUGAUCUUUUUCCUGAAAAGGGUGAUAGGCCAAUUACAUUUGGGAACCUGUAUCAUCAAGGAUAUUUUCAAAAGCUCCUGAACCUCAUAUAGGAAUGUACUGAAUAUGUUAACAAAAGAAUAUGUUAUCCUUAAUACAGUUUUGGAUUAGAGUAUUAAUGGUUUGUUUAAUUUUAAUCUGCAGUGGUAUUCACAUUGCUAGACAUUAUUUUUUCUCAAAAAGAAAAUGGAGGGGGUGGGGAGAAAAAAGGGGGAAAAGGCUGUUAUUUUAGAAAUUAUUUUAAAAGGCGCAUAGCAAAACACUCUUCUAUAAUACACAAAUGAGAAACAUUGGUCGGUACGUACAGAUAAAUAUACUUUGACUCUGGAGAAGUAUAAAAUAUUUUCGUUUCAAAAACCAACUCUUAAUAUCCAAUUGUUAGUUGUGAUAUUAAAAACCAAGUUUGUUAAAUAGUGCAACAAAAGAAAAUAUUAGGUACUUUAAUUCUUUAGCAGUUUACAGGAACCACACAUAUAGAAUUUCUGUUGAAAUAACAAUCUCAGCUCUAAAGGUGUAAUAAGACUUAUUAAAAACUAAAAGAGAAAUAAAAUUUCUUAUGAAUUUUAGUUUGAUUUACUCGACAGAAAUAAUAGUGGUUUUAAGAAGAUUGUUUAUAUUUAAAGUGAAUUUUCAUAGUCCACUUAUCAAUAUAACAAAAUUGGCAUACUUUUAAUUUUUUUAAUAUCCAUAUUUAAAAGGAAAUUGACAUUUGAAUGUUGAACACAAGAGCUGAAUUUGUUUAGCCCUAUUGGGAUAGAAGCAUCCUUCUGUUUUCAUAAAUUUGAAUUAAAAUGACAAGCCUAUGAACAA
This is a messenger RNA of Echinops telfairi (small Madagascar hedgehog), 5140 nucleotides long. It is a transcript of the gene HSPA4L, whose product is annotated as heat shock protein family A (Hsp70) member 4 like. The transcript is spliced from 17 exons. Gene Ontology annotation, biological process: protein folding. The record is from RefSeq and is a predicted model, not a curated record. The coding region runs from base 92 to 2176 and encodes 694 amino acids. NCBI's taxonomy places the organism in Eukaryota, Metazoa, Chordata, Mammalia, Afrosoricida, Tenrecidae. Gene Ontology annotation, cellular component: cytosol; nucleus. Gene Ontology annotation, molecular function: ATP-dependent protein folding chaperone; ATP binding.